GCAGUUUAACAUUAGACAUGCAUCCAAUAGGUUGGUUGCCACCUAGUAUUACUAAUAGUGUUAUGCAGUCUAAUUUAGAGUACUCUAAUAAUGUAAUCGAAACAAAUAAAUAUAAAGGUAAUGGAGGAAUUACUCUACCGGGAACAAACUUCGUUGGACCAGGUAACAAACUAGUAGAUUCAAAUGGAAAAGCAAAUUUCAACCGUCUUCCAGACCAUUGCGCUGAUUGGGUCGCAAUGGAACAUGAUGCAGAUUACUAUAACGCUAGUAUUACGAAUCAUAAUCAAAUACACGAAAUCGAAAAAAUAGAUAACAAAGCUAUAGAUACAGCUUGGAGAGAAUGUUUGAAGAAUCAACCAAUUAUUACAACCGCUCUGGUGACGGGUUUGAAAACUAAAAAACAUAUGGAAUUGCUAGCUGAACAGUCAGUGUUCCCAUUCGGUUCGAACGAAGCGGUCUAUCCUGGUUCGACGUCAAAUUCAAGUACUCCAAUAACGUGGUUCACAAAAGCGAAGUCAAGACGUAGAUUUGAAGUUGGACAAGAGCCAAUAGAGGAGGUGGGAGAAGAUAGCAGCAAUAUAUUUCGUGUGCCAGAAAAUUGGAAUUGGAGGGAAGAUCCUGAUUUACAAACUCAUAAUAAUAUUAAACCAAUACAACCGAGAAUUAUUGAUUCAAUGAGUAUAUCAUCAACUAGUGGAACACAAGGAGUUAAACGUACAAACGAUGCUUCGUCAUCAGCCUCUGAUACAAAGAAGACCAAACUUCCUGGUACGGGGGAUGCGAAUGAUGGUGACCCAGAUACUGGGAAUCCUAGCACUCAAAAUGCUGUAUUGGAUCGCCCAAUUCCUAACACAACCGGACACAUUAUGGUAUUUAGAAAGAAUCAUUCACUUAUUAGUUAUGGGGUGGCAAGCGUUCAGCUUACACUUGAUGGAUUUGCUUCUGAACGUGUGGGAACAACAGGUUUGAUGUACUUACCAGUAGAUAAACCUUAUUUUUAUUUGUCUCCGUCAGAAUUCAAUAGCAUCGUUUCCAACAUACGUGGAGUUAGGGUAAAAGAAAUUAAAGUUAAAGUUGUUAUGAGAAAUCCAAGAACCGCUUUUGAAACUAAUGCCAGUACAUCAACAUUGGCUACAUUAAAUCAGAAUAAAUUCAUACAAUAUGCUGAAGGCUUAAUAAAUAAAACUAGAGGAUUCAAUACCGUUUACAAAUUCGAAUCAGGAACGAAUACUAUGAAACCGACAAAAGUCAAUACUGUUGAUGAUUCAUUUGUCAAAAAAAUAGUAUCUGCGAUGUACGGAACAGAUAAAGAUGAUUGGCUUAAACCAAAUUGGAAAGAAGGUGCGACUUUACCUUGUUCACUUAUGAACUUACCUAUGCAGUUCCCAGUUUAUUAUACAAUGUAUGCUAAUAAUGCACAACACGAUGGUAAAUUAGGUUGGCCGAUAUUCAAUCAACACGUAACAAAAUGUGAUGCCAGUACUAUGAUUGGUAAAACUGUAUUGAAUUAUAAGUACAAACCAAAAGUCAGUUUUUUAAGUGCACCAUGGACUCCUGUGCAUAACGGUAGAAAUACUACUAAAGGUACAAACGUUACAGAUUUUAUUGUUGCUAAUACGGGUCCUAUGGUUAUACCUGAUGUAACAACAGUCAAUGCUCACACUGGUUUAAUGCAACGAAAACAAGUAAAUUUUGAACUUCUACAGUCGUCCCAGUGGAAUCAAAUUUUUACCGAUAAUUUUGAUCGUUAUUCAGAACCGUUGGAAAUGAGUCAAUAUGUUAAACGAUCUUUCGGUGAAUCAAACUAUGGAACAGUUCAACCAUCGUUGCACGUUGGAGUUUGUGCUGUACCUCAAUUAACUACAACAAAUGUUGAUUUAGUACCAGAUAAGUUUACUGAUAUUGAGUGUACGUGGGAUAUCGAAACGGAGUUGAUUUGUGAAUACGGAUUGCCAUAUCACUAUAGUCAUUUCGCAUCUCCUCAUGUAGAAUUAGAAAAUGCUUACAUGACUAUACACGGUAUGGACGCACAUGAUAGUUAUUGGGAAGAAAUGUCAUUGUUCAACAACCAAUAUGUUGUUCCAGUAAUUAAGAAAUAGCAAUUACAGAAAAAUUAUUUGUCUGAGUUGGAAUUACAUUCACAAACAAAU
This is a messenger RNA of Sipha flava (yellow sugarcane aphid), 2150 nucleotides long. RefSeq lists its product as uncharacterized. Gene Ontology annotation, molecular function: structural molecule activity. The record is from RefSeq and is a predicted model, not a curated record. NCBI's taxonomy places the organism in Eukaryota, Metazoa, Arthropoda, Insecta, Hemiptera, Aphididae. The transcript is spliced from 2 exons. The coding region runs from base 18 to 2099 and encodes 693 amino acids.